AUGUCUCCUCUUGCUGUGCAGAUGGAUGAUUCAAAUAGAGAGGAUUUCGAGAAACUCGAGAACGAGUGGAAAGAAGCAAAGCGAGAAGCUCGAAUCGAAGCGGAGUGGAACCCAGUACUCUCACCCGCUCAUCGCGUGCCAAUGGACACAUCAACCCCAAAUCGAGCAGUUAAUGGCACUGCGGAGACUAGUGCGACGAUGCCUGCAAAAGCUGCGGCGCAUGGAGCCCAGCCUGGAUAUGGUCCUCACAAACGCACAACGUCUUCAGGUCUAACGGUCCCGCUUAACGCGUAA
Molecule: messenger RNA, 294 nt
Organism: Bacidia gigantensis
Lineage: Eukaryota; Fungi; Ascomycota; Lecanoromycetes; Lecanorales; Ramalinaceae
Exons: 2
Coding region: 1-294 (97 amino acids)
Source: RefSeq, a predicted model, not a curated record